AUGCCUGUAAAGGGGAAGGCAGGCGGGCCCUCGGUGGGCCCCUCUGUGCGCUCUACUCCUGCGGCGAAAACAGUGCCGCCUGUGGCGGCCCCUGGAGGACUAAGACCCAGGGAAGGGGUUCCUAGGAGGCUAGGGGCUGCUCCUGUAGCUGCUGCUGCCAAUGCACCUCAAGCAGAUGCACUCCCCUUCCGCUUCUGCAUUGCUGCUGUAUCUGCACAAACUGGGGCUGUCGCCAGUCCUCGCCCACCUAAGGGCGCCUCCGAGAGAGUGGAAACUGAGAAUCAACAGCAGUAUAUUGACUGUCUGGAGAUGCUUCUGGACUUAGCAGACGCAUCACAACAGCGGGUAGACAAAACGGGUCAUCCCCCUGUACGCAAGAGAAUGCCUCAGAGCCCUGCACGUCUGAAUGCCUCCUCCUGUCGAGUGGUGGUCGCUCUGCCAGAGGAGCUCUUUUUAUACGCUAAGAGACAGUCAGUGCUAUCUGAUACAAAAGCCAGGAGUUUUGCAGAUCUCAAACCUCCAGAUGUGGCCCGUAUAGUCCUCGCCCUAAUAACAGAGUAUGGAACCGCCAUCAGGCAGGAGAAGGCUAACGCACUCGCCGCUGCCACCGCAGCCCCAGCCUCCUUGUAUGAACAGCGAACGGCGGAAAAACUGCCAGAGCAAGACGAUAGCCAAAGUGCAUCCCUGGAUCUCCUGCUAUGCCUCUGCGGUCUCUCAUGGUGCCCUGGACUCCUAUUAGCCCUGGAGGCGACGGGAAUGGGAUUGGGGGUUUUCAUUGCCUUAACCGCUGCAAACCUUGCCGACGCAGCAGCUGCCCUUGUUGCAGCUGAGGCAGAACAGUUCGCUGCAGCCCUAAAAGCAGCAGAGACAGAAGACUCCACGGUGGCUGCUGAGCUUAUUUCAAUUUCAGACUGUAAUAAGCAACACGCAGAUAAUCCAGAGCUCCUGCUGCUCAAGCUUGUAGAUGCUGCAGCCACAAUUUGUAAGCAGAGGGAAGAAUACCGCCAGUUUGUGGGAUACGUUCCCCUAGAGACGUUUGGAGCACUGAAUCGAGAGGCUCCGGCACCACUAGAGGCUGAAGCGCCUGCUGCUUCUGUCCUCCUCCCCUCUUCAAGCCCAGCAAAAGGACCUCCAGCUCAUCAGCAGCAGAGGCAGGGUGCUCGACGGGAGGGCGGAGAAGGCGCUGUUCAUGAGCGAGAAAAGCCUUCCAAACCAGCAAAAGCGCCAGAACAUAAACGCCCCAAAUUGUACAACUCCCUAACCGGAGCUGCAGACCCCGAUGACACCUCGGUUGCGCUGUUGCUGCACUGCAUGCUGCAGCAAGCAGCAUCUGAUGCAGGAGCCAACCACAAAAUUGUGUUUUGUUGGGCUUCCCAAGUACCCCAUCCUGCAAGCUUUGCUGCCACGGCCGUCGGCACUUCUGCAUCUGCUGCCCUCGCACGAACUCCAGUGGAUGUGCCUAAUGCGUCAGCAGCGGCAAUUGCAGCCGCAGAGACUUCAAUUCCCCGGGUUUUUUUGCAACAGCUGCGGCCUCACUUGAAGCCGCAACUCAGCAAACUAGCCCUUCAGUGUCGCGCCUACGCGUUUUUCCCCGGCGUCCCCGAAUCACACGUCGAGCAUCUGCUGCAAAUGCAUUCCUUCGAGGGCCUCCUCUCCGCCAUUGCCGGAGGACCCCCUGUAGGAGCCCCUGUAUGGCCUUCGGGAGAGCCCUUAGCAAGUAGAUGGGGCUUCAGGGAGUGGAGGCGCUACCUUGGGGCUUCGAACAUGCCCCCCGGCCUCCGUUGUCUCAUAGACUUGCCGCCUGAGAGACAUGGAAUUCCUCGCACCCACGAAGUGUAUGUGCAUCUAGGGGAGCAUGUGACAAUCAUUGCCACUACAUAUGCCACUGGGAUUGCUGUGGAACCCUCCUGCAUUGCCUGGGCCUCGAAAGAACCGCAAGCGCCUGUGGCUAGAGCUCCCCUCAAGUUGCCUGCACGUGAGCGAGUACGGGCCCCUUUAGACCUUGUCAGGAUUAGAUUCAUAUCUAGCGCCUCUGCACCAAGGAAACGGCCUGUUGUGAGAAACUGUACCUCCGCAGGGAGAGGAUCUCUCGCUGCCACGGCCUCCACGAGUGACCGUUCUGCAGCAGCAACUGCUGCAGAGGAUACAGCAACACCUCCACCAGUUAGGGAGUGGAGGAGCUGCCGGGUGAUGUUGCCGGGCGCGUGCUGUAAUUUGAGAAGAGACAAGGUUCUUCUUUCUCGGUGGAGAAGCUGGUUGAAUGAUAUCUCCUCUCUACAACCGAAGCAGACGCAGCAGCAGGAAGCAGAGCAGGUGCCAUCAGAAAAAACAGUGCAGCAAGCAGAAGAGCUAGCUGGAAAGGCGCGGCUGCUACUGACGGACCAAGUGUCUCUCUUUGCAGCUCAGCUACUGGGUGGGUAUCGCCUCGUAGUCAGGGGCUUGAAACCAUCCGUGCGACGGCUAACGCCGCAGCCAAAGGACCUUCAAUCAGAGGAUUGCACCCUGAUCCAUAAGGCGAGGCUGCAGGCACAGCAGCACAGGAAGGAGCCACCACCGCAGGAUCAGGAGCAACAAGUGCCCCUGAAUCAGCUGCCAAGGCAGGAACAAGAGGAGCAACCCAAAGAAAGGCCUACGUUAGGGACCUUGAUGGAAACUUGUCUGGAAACGCUGGUGGAGGUAGCAAGUUUGUCAGGUCACUUGAUACAAGUGACUUCAGACGGCUCCCUGUGGGAGCGCCAUAUCCACAAUAGUCACCAAACCUGUGCUGACGCUGCGGAAGUUGCUGAGGAUCCGUCUCUACAGGGCGAGGCUGGUGCCAGUGCUGCUAUCAGUGCACCAGUGGAAACACAAGACAGUGUGUUCCUUCACCAGGGGAGCGCCCGCAUCUGGUUUGGUUGCCGUGAGGACACUGAGGUCCACAGACGAGUCCAUCCCUGUGGAGCAGUGAUCAGGGAAACACUCACCGGCAGAGUGGAAAUCUUCAUGCCAAACGGAGACUACGUUUCUCGUGUGCCUCUCCAAUCUGAAUUUGCUUCCCGCUGCGCUUCACUAGGACUGCCGCCUGCUCUUAAGAGUCUUGGAAACCUUUACAACUGUCUCCCCCCCGGUUGCCAGAAAGGCUUGCAGGACCUCAAGCAGCUGUCGCUUGCUGUACUGGGCGACCCCUUUGGAACCGGUACUGCCUUGGGGUCCUUUUUAGCGAUGGCAGCAGCAGCAGUACAUUGGUACCUGCAAAAUAUGUAA
Molecule: messenger RNA, 3243 nt
Organism: Cyclospora cayetanensis
Lineage: Eukaryota; Apicomplexa; Conoidasida; Eucoccidiorida; Eimeriidae
Exons: 12
Coding region: 1-3243 (1080 amino acids)
Source: RefSeq, a predicted model, not a curated record